GGAUGCUUUUUGAUUCAAAACAUAGGUCCCGGGCCUAUUCACGGCGCACUCAAAGGUGUGUCCAAAGAGGCCAAAACCAAACUCGUGACAACCGUUGCCUAUAAGUUCGGCUCAAAUCCAGUGUGUUAUGCACUGGAAGGCAGUGUUGCCAUCGCUGGGGCGGCCAUCACUUGGCUCAGGGAUAAUCUGGAACUCAUUGAGAGCUACAAUGAGAUCGAAAGCAUCGCAAAAGGGGAUCAGAGCGCCGGCGGACUCUUCUUUGUGCCCGCAUUUCAGGGUCUAUACGCGCCGUAUUGGGACGCAAACGCCACGGGAACUAUAAUAGGGAUCUCACAGUUCAGCCGAAAGUGUCACUUAGUUCGGGCCACUCUGGAAGGGGUGGCCUUUCAGACCAAUGACAUACUGGCGCUCAUGCGUCAAGACAACAGUGGCAUCAAAGUGGACGGAGGGAUGAGUGCCAACAAUCUCUUGUGUCAAAUACUGUCGGAUAUCAGCGGCGCAGAGAUUGUGAGGCCGAAGAUGACGGAAGCGACGGCAUUGGGCGCCGCUAUGGUUGCGGGAUAUCAUUUGGGGAUCUGGAAGAUAUUCAAAGAACCGGAAUCAGACGUCGGCUCUGAGUCCGAGACCGAAAAGCCUCAUAUAAACGGAUAUACUAACGGUUCGGUGCCUAAGAGUCAUCGAAACGGUUUGAUUCGAGCGAUUAGUCGCCGAUUAUCUCAGUCUUCAAUCACUCGCAAACUGGAGCGAAGUUUCUCUAUUAGUCGUGAACCCAAACUCUAUGACAAGAAUUAUGAUGUCUUUCACCCAAACAUGUCCGAGCAGUUACGACAGGACCGGAUCAACACCUGGAAGGCUGCGGUGAGUCUAUACGCGCCGUAUUGGGACGCAAACGCGACGGGAACUAUAAUAGGGAUCUCACAGUUCAGCCGAAAGUGUCACUUAGUUCGGGCCACUCUGGAAGGGGUGGCCUUUCAGACCAAUGACAUACUGGCGCUCAUGCGUCAGGACAACAGCGGCAUCAAAGUGGACGGAGGGAUGAGUGCCAACAAUCUCUUGUGUCAAAUACUGUCGGAUAUCAGCGGCGCAGAGAUUGUGAGGCCGAAGAUGACGGAAGCGACGGCAUUGGGCGCCGCUAUGGUUGCGGGAUAUCAUUUGGGGAUCUGGAAGAUAUUCAAAGAACCGGAAUCAGACGUCGGCUCUGAGUCCGAGACCGAAAAGCCUCAUAUAAACGGAUAUACUAACGGUUCGGUGCCUAAGAGUCAUCGAAACGGUUUGAUUCGAGCGAUUAGUCGCCGAUUAUCUCAGUCUUCAAUCACUCGCAAACUGGAGCGAAGUUUCUCUAUUAGUCGUGAACCCAAACUCUAUGACAAGAAUUAUGAUGUCUUUCACCCAAACAUGUCCGAGCAGUUACGACAGGACCGGAUCAACACCUGGAAGGCUGCGGUGAGUCGAAGUCGCAAAUGGAUUCGUGUGGAGAAACAGGAACAGAAGAGAGUCGACUACAAGAGAUUAUCUUCAAUACCAUUCAUGUUAUACGUGUUGUUCUCAUUUGGAACUCAUAUCUUAAGCGAAAGUAUGUUAAAGAAUAGCUCAUGAGUUGUUAGAUAUCUAUUGUCCGUUAAAACUAAUCCAUUAUUUUGACAUAAUUUAGAAAAUUUCAUUUAUUAUAUUGUAUAUAGAGUAUAUUAGUGUUAAUCUACUGUAAUAAAUGAGUGCAAAUAUGAAUAUCCAGU
Messenger RNA from Oppiella nova, 1733 nucleotides. The record is from the annotation of a GenBank genome assembly. Lineage: Eukaryota; Metazoa; Arthropoda; Arachnida; Sarcoptiformes; Oppiidae.